Molecule: messenger RNA, 4154 nt
Organism: Hermetia illucens (black soldier fly)
Lineage: Eukaryota; Metazoa; Arthropoda; Insecta; Diptera; Stratiomyidae
Product: probable multidrug resistance-associated protein lethal(2)03659
Exons: 7
Coding region: 229-4116 (1295 amino acids)
Biological process (GO): transmembrane transport
Cellular component (GO): membrane
Molecular function (GO): ATP binding; ATP hydrolysis activity; ABC-type transporter activity
Source: RefSeq, a predicted model, not a curated record
UUUUGUUCUGAGCGUUUCAAAAUAAUAUAAAUGAGUUAACUGUAAUUUUCCAUUUGAUAGAGUGCCAGGGUCAGGAUCAAUCUGUUUCUUUUCUCGCGUGAUAUUUACGUAUCUGCACUAAAUUAAAGGUGCCGCGCAUGGAUUUAUAACCUGUGCGAAAACCUCAAGUGAAAGCUCUGUGAAAUGGGAUAAGCAAUUUGUUUUCCUCAGUGAUCUGCAGUUCUUAGUAUGAAUCGAAAUAUAAGUAAUCAUAAGCGAAAGGCCAAUCCGGUCGUGGGGGCGAAUAUUUUUUCGCAGUGGACUUUUUGGUGGAUGAAAGAUCUCUUCCGGAAAGGAUAUCGACGACCACUAACUCAAGAUGAUUUAUACGACAAUAAGCCUACACUUAAUAGUCAACCUUUGACUAACAAAUUUCUCAAAUUAUGGAAUGAUGAGUUGGCGAGGGAAAAACCGAAUAUUUUUCGGAUGCUAUUUCGGGCUUAUGGAGCUCUGCUAAUUAUUAUGGGAGUACUUUAUUGUGUGCUGGAAACGGGAUGCAAAGUAGUACAAGUUCUCAGCCUAGGUGAACUCAUUUCCUACUUCACUCCCGGUCAGGAGAACAUAAGUAACCAGAUGGCUUGGGUGUACGCAGUUGGAGUGGUCAUACCUUUAGUAUUGAAGGUGAUAGUAUUCAAUCCUUACAUGUUAUAUUCCUACAUGAUAGGAACAAGAAUGAGACUUGGGUGCUCUGGACUAAUUUACCGAAAAAUCUUACAAUUAUCAAAAUCAUCGAUGAACGAUGGAAUGAGCGGAAGGGCCAUCAACAUCCUUUCGAACGACUUGACGACGUUUGAUUUGACAAUGACCUACAUCAACGAAUUAUUUCGGGGACCCCUUGAAACAAUUCUGUUUGGAUAUCUCAUGUAUCUUGAAAUAGGCAUUUCAGCAUUUAUUGGAGUUGGAUUUAUGCUGCUAUUUCUCCCUGCUCAAGGAGUAGCUGCAAGGAAGACAGCAAGCUUCAGGCAAAAAGCUGCAGCAAGAACUGAUGUACGAGUAAAGCUUAUGAAUGAGAUCCUUCAAGGAAUUCAAGUUAUCAAAAUGUACGCUUGGGAAAAACCAUUUGCUACCGUUAUCGCUAAAGUGCGAAAAUGCGAACUAUCUGCUAUAAGAGGAGGAGUUUAUGUCCAGGCGGCUUUAAAUUCCAUAUACAUGAUCUCUGGCGUUUCAGUGUUUCUCAGCUUAGUUUCGUAUGUCCUUCUAGGGAAUGCCCUGACGGCAAGGAAGGUUUUUAUGGUCUCAACUUUUUUCAAUGCAUUGAAUGAUUCUUUCAUUCAGUUAUGGCCACUAUCCAUAACACUCUGGGCUCAGACUUAUGUUUCUGCGAAAAGAGCUGAACAGUUUUUGCUUGGAAAUCAAAGUAAUGUCAACAUACCCAAAAAUCCUGAUCUGUUAACAAGAAAACAUUACCAAAAUAGUAAGGAGAAAUCUGUUAUAUUUGAAAAUGUCACAGCAAAUUGGAGCGGAGACACCACCGAAAAUGGAAUCCUAAAAGGUUUGACUUUUCGAGCCAUGUCAGGGAAACUAAUGGCUGUGAUUGGUCCAGUAGGUGCCGGUAAAUCAUCUUUACUGAACGUAGUCAUCGGAGAACUCAUCCCUCAGGUGGGAACGGUCACUAUAAAUGGAAGUAUAAGUUAUGCAUGCCAAGAAAGCUGGGUAUUUGAAGGCUCUAUCCAGGACAAUAUUAUUUUCACAGAGGACUUCGAUCAAGAUCGAUAUCACCAAGUUAUAGAAAUAUGUGCUUUGCGAAGUGACUUUGAUUUAUUUCCUUAUGGUGAUCAGACUAUAGUGGGCGAGCGUGGCAUAAGUUUAAGUGGUGGCCAGAAGGCCAGAGUGAAUUUAGCGCGAGCAUUAUACAAGAGAGCUGAUAUUUAUCUUUUGGAUGAUCCACUCUCAGCAGUUGACACUCAUGUUGGUCAUCAUAUUUUCGACAAGUGCAUCAAAGAAUUCCUAAAGGACAAAAUUUGUAUCCUCGUUACACAUCAACUUCAAUUUCUCAAAAACGUAGAGCACAUUCUUUUCAUGAACGCUGGUGAAAUUCAGGCACAAGGAAGCUUUGAAGAACUUCAAAUAAUGGAUGGUCUUAAAUUUUUGGGAACAGAUUAUGCUGCGCCUACAGAACAAACUAGUCAAGCAGAUGAUAUGAACGCAGAGGCUACUGUUAAAGAAUCUCCAAUGAAGAAGUUUGAGAAAGACAACGGUAAUGAUAGGCAGGAACAGCAGGCCACAGGAUCUGUGGGAUUUGGAGUGUAUAAGUCAUAUUUCAAGGCGAUGGACAAUUGCUUUCUGUUUUACAUGAUAUUGACUUUGUUCGUCGCUGCAAGGAUUGUACUAUCGGGGGUCGAUUACUUUUUGGCAGAGUGGGUAAACUGGGAGCAAAGUCUUACAAUACAAAACAUAGAAGUCCUUUCUGCCACUGCAUCAAAUGGAGAGCACCAGGAACAACGGGAAACAUUCGUAACCAUCUACUCAGUAAUGUUGGGCUUAGCGCUAAUAUUAUUCCUAGCAAGGACCUAUGGGUUUUUUAUGAUGUGCCUUCGCGUCUCUUUAAAGCUGCAUGACAGACUUUUUGGGAGAAUCGCUCGGGCCACCAUGCAAUUUUUCAACAUAAACUCAUCAGGAAGAAUUUUGAAUCGUUUUUCGAGGGACAUUUUCGCAAUUGAUUGUAAUCUACCGAAUUCGAUGCUUAUAUGUUUUGGGUUCUUUAUGGAUAUGACUGCCAUUAUAACAAUCGUCGCAAUUGCUAAUUAUUGGCUGCUGAUUCCAGCAAUCAUCAUUAUCGUGGUCUUCUACAUUAUUUGCAAUAUUUUCAUACGUACAACCCGUAGCUUGAAGCGAGUUGAAUCAUUAAGUCGAAGCCCAAUAUAUUCGCAUACGAAUCAAACUUUCCAAGGACUAACAACUAUUCGAGCGUUUGGCGCAGAAGAAACUCUCGAAAAAGAAUUCCACGCUCUUGAAAACAUUCACACCUCAGUUUGGUAUGUCUUCCUGGCAGCAAACAGGGCCCUCUCUCUGUGGCUUGAUAUUGUCUGCAUCAUGUAUGUGGCUGUCGUUACAUUCAGCUUCCUUGCAAUGGAAAAGCAAUUCAAAAGCGGUGAUGUUGGAUUGGCUAUCAUGAAUUCUAUUAAUUUGGUUGGUUUGUGCCAACGAGGUCUCCGACAAACUACUGAAGUGGAGAAUUACAUGACUUCAGUUGAGAGAGUUCUAGAGUAUGCUGAGGUUCGGCCAGAAACCGCUUUGGAAAUAGCUGAGGCACCUAAAUUAGACAAAGCCUGGCCCGAAAAUGGGUCUAUUAAAUUCAUCAACUUCAGCAUGAAGUACGCAGAGGAUAAGGAUUUCAUUUUGAGAGAUUUGAAUUUUUCAAUCAAAGGCGGUGAAAAGGUGGGAAUAGUAGGAAGGACAGGAGCUGGUAAAUCUUCGAUUAUUCAGGCUAUAUUUCGUCUGGCUAUUAACCAUGGAGUGAUUGAAAUUGACGGAAUAGAUACAAAUCAGUUGGAACUGCAUGAUUUGCGGAGUAAUAUCUCAAUUAUUCCCCAAGAUCCAGUUUUAUUUUCGGGAACACUUCGUUAUAAUUUGGAUCCAUUUGGUACUACUGAUGAUGAAUCAAUUUGGAAAGUCCUAAAGGAUGUUGAGCUCAAAGAAUAUGUUUCCAACCUGCCUGAGGGACUCGAAUAUGCUAUGUCCGAAGGAGGGUCUAACUUCAGCAUGGGACAAAGACAGCUAGUAUGCUUGGCACGCGCUAUUUUAAGGAAUAAUAAAAUUUUAAUAUUAGAUGAAGCAACGGCCAACGUCGAUCCAGAGACUGAUCAAUUUAUUCAGAAAACUAUCCGUGCAAAGUUUGAAAAUUGUACAGUGUUGACCAUAGCCCAUAGACUGCAUACUGUUAUGGAUAGUGACAGAAUCGUUGUAAUGGAUAAUGGUCGUGUUGUCGAAAUUGGCCAUCCACACAUUUUGUUGGGUCAAAAUAAUGGAUACUUGCGAAAAUUGGUCGAAAGAUGCUGCCCUAAUACAUCGAUGGCACUUAAAAAUAUUGCCAAAAAUAGCUUCGAAAGAAAAUUGUCAAAUGAUAACUGUAAAUAAUGUUUAUUUUGAAAGAGAAAAUGUUGAGUACUGGCCUG